This is a messenger RNA of Linum trigynum, 3759 nucleotides long. The record is from the annotation of a GenBank genome assembly. NCBI's taxonomy places the organism in Eukaryota, Viridiplantae, Streptophyta, Magnoliopsida, Malpighiales, Linaceae.
CCGUCGUCCAUUUUUUUAUCGUUGUAAAUUGGAAUAUCGAGCGCGGAUGCCAGACUCGACGGCGCGUCUAGGAUGGAACACAUUUUGCCGGACGGGACACCGUCCGUCUCUCAGGACCCCGCCGUCAACCGGUAGCGUUCAUUCUUACCAAGCUUCAUGGUGAGGUAUUGAAGGCCCGAUUAUGGAAGAUAUAAAUGGGGAUUUUCUAUAAAAUCUGUCGCCACCAAGCUACCUUAUGGCUUAGCAUUUACACAGGUACGAUCUCUACUCUGUCUCUACAUGAAUGAGUGCCCUGUUUCGUUGCUGGAAGAAAGCUGCAAACCGUUUCUUUCAUUUUAGUUCUUAGUUAUCUGAUAAUGUGAGCGUAGGAACCUGACAUUGCCACAUUGGGGUCUGUCAUGUUUUCCCAAACUGCAUGGUAGGUGUUCGCGAAAAUGUCUAAAUGAAAUUGGAGUUUCGAAAAUUCGGACUUCAGUUGCUUUCGGGGAAAGGUUUCUUUGUACGUGAACGGUAAGGAUUUUUGUUUAAUAUAAUAAUAAUACCCCGUGUGAUUCAUGGGUCAUGGGUCGUGAUCCUCCGGACCUAAUUGCGAACUGAUUAUCAACUAUUGUAUCUUUGCCUCCUUUGUCAAUGGGGAAUUGGGGAUCCUUCUAGUUGGAUGUAAUUAGCUACAUCAGCCACGUCUUAUAAAUAUUUUAUCGUUUGAUGAUUGUUUGGUGUCCAACGUGUAGAAUAAGACAGAUGAACCUGGUGAAAAACUGAAAAUUAUCCCAAUUAAUCACAGAUUCGUAUCCAUGAUUUGGUGAAUGUUUCCAUGUCGUCCUAACAGCUCAGUCUCACUAUUCACUGCAUUUCUUCUCACCAUGCAAUGCUCUCUGACAUAGUAUGGUUAACUGUUCCUUUAAUUACCCAGGUGAAUCUUCGGUUUAGUAUCAGCAGGUAUUACUCGCAUGCUUGAGACACCACUCUGGUUUUUACUCGUUUUUAUGUUCUCAAUUUUACAUCCCUCCCCGUCAUCCCAUUGACCCAAAGGUAAACUGCAGCUGUUAACUGAGCUCACCACCUAAGCGUUGCUGUGACCAUAUUUAAUUGGGGUGCUUCCCUCGUGUUUCUCUACAUGUUGACUUUUGCACCUUUUCUUUCCUUUUAUACAAUCUGGUUCACUUGACAAGAAAAUUGACACUAAGGUAAGGUGGGUGCUUCUCUCUUUGUUUGUACAAAUUGAUGCUUGCACUGUUUAAACUAUGACAUCCAUUUGGUUCAGUUGACAAGAAAACUUAAUCUAUUUGGAGUGCUUAUCUCAUUGUUUAUCUGCUAUAAAUUGAUUCUUGCAUCAUCCAUUUGAUGGGCAUCUACUUGACCUACUGUUCUACACCGAAUUGCCACUGAACAGAUAAACCAUGUCCUCUGUAUUUACUAGGUUUUGCAAAACCUUGAUCACUAAGUUUAUCGAAGAGGAUUUUCAUGGGGCUGUGGCUAAGAUGACAGUGCUUGAUGCUUUCCUUUUCUGGAUUGUACAUUCCAUCGACAAGAAGCGUCUAUGGCACAGGCUGCCUGUGAUUUUGGGUCUCGGUUAUCUGGGAAUUCGUAGACACCUUCACAACGUCUAUAGUUUGCUCAGUGUUGGUCACCAGAUCGGUGAAGGCUUUAACCCGGCUGACUAUCCUUACAGGACAGCAGAUGGAAGGUAUAAUGAUCCCUCCAAUGAGGUUGCAGGCAGUGAAAACACUUUCUUUGGCAGGAACGUCAUGCCUGUUGAUCAGAAAGAUAAGUUGAUAACACCACAUCCUGCUGUUGUGGCUGCAAAACUACUGGCAAGGAGAGAGUACAAGGAUACAGGAAAGCAGUUCAACAUGGUUGCAGCUUCUUGGAUUCAGUUCAUGAUUCACGACUGGAUUGAUCAUUUGGAGGAUACCAAGCAGAUAGAGCUUAUAGCACCAAAAGAGAUUGCCAGCCAGUGCCCCCUGAGUUCUUUCAAGUUCUACAUGACCAAGGAAGUUCCAACUGGUUCUUCAGACAUCAACACUGGUACCCUGAACACACGUACAUCCUGGUGGGAUGGAAGUGCUAUUUAUGGACAAAAUGCAACAAGGUUGCAGAAAGUGAGAGAGUUGAAAGAUGGGAAGCUGAAGAUAGCUGAAAAUGGUCUUCUACCCCAUGAUGAAGAUGGGGUGGCUUUAUCAGGAGACGUUCGUAGUGCCUGGAUUGGCACGUCUACCCUGCAUGCUCUCUUCGUCAGAGAGCACAAUGCUGUCUGUGACAUGAUCAAGAAAGAAUAUCCAGAGAUGGGAGAUGAAGAACUAUACAGGCGGGCAAGAUUGGUGACAGCUGCUGUGAUUGCCAAGGUUCACACCAUUGAUUGGACUGUCGAGCUCCUGAAAACUGAUACAUUACUCGCUGCAAUGCGAACAAAUUGGUAUGGAUUCCUGGGGAAAUGGUUCAAGGACACAUUUGGCCACAUUGGAGAUGCUCAACUGGGAGGUCUUGUUGGUUUGAAGAAGCCAGAAAAUCAUGGAGUUCCAUAUUCCUUAACAGAGGAUUUCGUCAGUGUAUACCGACUGCACUCACUUUUACCUGACGAAUUCCUUGUUAGGGACAUUUCAACUGAACCAGCUCCAAACGAAUCUCCACCUGUAGCCAAAAAGUUUCCGCUUCAAGAGUUGAUAGGGGCAAAUGGAGAGAAGGUUUUAUCAGAAAUAGGGUUCACUAGGCAAAUGGUCUCCAUGGGCCAUCAAGCCUGUGGGGCUCUUGAGCUAUGGAACUACCCAAAUUGGCUUAGGAACUGGACACCCGAGGAUCCCAGUGGCAGAGAUAGGCCUGAUCAUGUGGACCUGCCAGCCCUUGAAGUAUAUAGAGACAGGGAGAGGAAAGUUCCGAGGUACAAUGAGUUCCGCAGACGCAUGUUGAUGAUACCUAUAUCGGAAUGGGAAGACCUAACGGACGACAAGGAAGCCAUUCGAGUGCUCAUUGAGGUAUAUGGCGAUCGAAUUGAGGAACUAGAUCUUCUAGUCGGCCUCAUGGCAGAGAAAAAAAUCAAAGGAUUUGCCAUAAGUGAGACUGCAUUCUUCAUAUUCAUUCUCAUGGCUUCGAGGAGGCUGGAGGCCGACAGGUUCUUCACGAGCUACUUCAACGAGGAAACUUACACAAAGAAAGGGCUUGCAUGGGUGAACACAACGGAGUCUCUUCGAGAUGUGAUCAAUCGUCACUGUCCUGGAAUGACCAAGAAAUGGAUGAACUCUACUAGUGCAUUUACUGUCUGGGAUGCGCCUCCACAGCCCCAAAGUUGGAUUCCUCUCUAUCUCCGGAUUCCAGGAUUUAUGUGACAUCUCUAGCUGUUAUUACUGGUUUCCUGUUGUUUCAUAAAUAAAAGCUAGCAAAAAUGUUGUGUGCGAUACGAUGUUUGGAAUUCUUUGAUUGGGGUAAUUUGGACCAGUAGGAACAAUGUUAUACUGGUAGACUGCUGGUGUUUCACUUGUCCCUGUACUUUGUUGUAAUUUUGUAGAUGAGAUGAUUGGGAGAAAACAGAGAAUGUGAGAUAAAUAAUAAGAAUCUUUGAGCUAUUAUAAUCGAACAUAUUUAACGUGGAUCAACACUUGAAAAUUCUUUUAAGGUUUCUAUAUUGUGAGAGAUCUAAUGUUCAAAAAAAAAAUUGCUAUCUUCCCGGACUUUAAGAUAUGUGGAGAGUGUCUAUAAUUUGUAAUAUGCCGUAUUAAUAGCUUCCAUGGCUUUAUCGUUGACAAAUAAAGGGAUAAAAUGUUC